Messenger RNA from Ectocarpus siliculosus, 5106 nucleotides. Lineage: Eukaryota; Phaeophyceae; Ectocarpales; Ectocarpaceae. The record is from the annotation of a GenBank genome assembly.
AUGGCCGGAGACGUGACGGAGCUGUUUGAUGUUCUUGCCGGAAAGCUCCGGCCGGGCCACAAGAAUUCGGGAGGAGGUGAAGGUCGAGUGGGUACGUCCUUGAGCCGCACAUCCAUUCUCAACGCACAGUACCGCGGCUCCUCCGACAACACCGUGCUAGGGAUGGCAAACCUCAAGCGCAUCCAGAACUUUCUGGAUGAACCACAAAAGCAUCUUGGCCAGGUUAUCGCGGACAUCGAGAAGGAGGCCGGGAGUUUCUACGACCAGGUGUCCUCCCGCCAACAGGGAUCCGGGGCGGGGAAACAGAGGAUGCAGAGAGGAGCGCCCCAGUCCCCCGGAGCGACGCCGGCCCAGGCCAUCUCUCUCGAGGAUGUGCCGGAGAUGAAUAAAUACCUUGGGCCAAGUUCGCGCUUCGGAGAUGGGGACGGCUCCUUCUGGGAUCGGUGGUUGACCACAACUGGUCAUUUCACGGAACAGGGGAGCUACGCGACGGCGGACAUGCCAACUCGCAGCAUGUACUCCACUGGAGUGGUUCCGCCGCACAGCGGGUUCAAGAGGUAUCAACUCGACAAGCUCGCCUUCACCAAACAUCCCGAACCCAGGGUGCUCACGUACGCGGCCCGGUGGGAGCUGGGAGACAGUAUCAAGUCGGACGAAGCACCGAAGCGCCUACGCGGCGGGUAUUCCGAGAGUACUCUUGGUCCAGACAGGCGAAAUUGGCUAGAUGAGGUAGUGCUGGCCAAGGCCGCGGAAGAGUUCAAGUCCCAAACGAACAACAAACUGGCGCGGCAGCAGUCCGCACAUCGUUCGUCAGAUGAACACGAAAUACCGACUCCUGGGGAUGAAUAUUCCUCUACCACAUCGAGGUCACAGGAUGUCGGUAUCCGAUUAGAAGGGACCAAACGCCCGGUGGUAGGGCUGACGUCGAUUGGGGCGGCUGGAAAGGAUGAAGACCAAGGAGACAGAUCUGCGGAUGGCGACACAGACAACGAGAAGCGGUCCGGACCGGGUGAUGAAUCGCGAUUGAUAACUCGCGAUACUUGCUUGGAGGACGCGGUGGCCAAGUUCGGCCUUGUACACCCCAACUACUUCGGCCGACGGGCGAGAACGCACGUGUACAACUACUACAAGCAAGUAUCGCGGCGGAGGCACCAGUACGGAGAUCUCCAAGCGAUGUCCAUGAUUCCUCUCACCCCUUUGGACCACAUGGGAGCACUCCCUGCCUACCAGGCCGGGCUUGACGCAAUCAACAUCGAAGACACGGAACAAGCCUUGCACGAGAAAGCCGCCCGAACAAACAUAGAUAUAGAUAGUGCCAAGCCGGAGACCACUACACCUCAUAAGCUACCUCCGUUGGCUACAACGGCUGCGGCUGGUUGGCAGAGCGAGUCAGGCGACAAGGGGUCGGGCGUGGACGAGGGUGAUGAACAUGAACGUAAAAUGUCGAAAGCUCUGGAGAACAACGACCGCCAAAUUACAAGCCGGACGAAGUAUCUCGUGCGUUGCAUGGAGCGAAACGUGGCCCCGAGAGCUCAUGUCAUCAUUCGAAAGACGCACACCACUAAGGUGAACUUGGCGCAUCAGGGCAUGGGAGACGUGAUGGGCGGAAUUUUGGCGGACUGCUUGGUAGAACUACCGCUGACGCGGGAGCUCAAUCUCCGGGACAACAGGCUUACAGACAAAGGCCUCAGGCCUCUCGUAAAGGCAAUCAAACAACGUCAUGAUCUCUACGCGCUGGAUCUGAGCGAGAACAAGCUCGAUCGCUGGGCGGCGCGGGAGCUCGCGUUUUACUUCUCGGAUUCCCGAUGCACCCUGGCCAAAUUCAUCCUCAGCAAAGCAGACGUCGAUGACUUCGAGGCGUCUAACUUUGUGAAACACAUGAAGGCGAACAAGACACUCACCUACCUCGAUCUCAGCCACAACCUCAUCGGCAGUCAGGAAUCCAUCAACUACGUCCGGCCAGAGUUCUACACGGGGGCCGAGGCGUUGGCCGACUGGGUGUCGACCGGAAGCUGCCCUCUCAAGUACCUUGAUGUUUCGUGGAACACCAUCAGGCUCGACUCGGCUGUCUAUUUUGGCAAUGCCGUUGCCUACGCUACCGACCUGGAGACGCUAGACUUGAGCUUCAACUGCUUCGGGGCCAAGGGCGGGGAGGCAAUAGGGGCUAGUUUGCACCUCAACACCAGCCUGAAGACGCUCAGGCUGGCCAGCAACGCUAUCAAUCCGCGAGCGUGCUUCGUCAUCUGCCAAGGACUGAUGCAAAACUCUGUCACCCGCGACAUCGACCUCUCAAACAACCCUUUGGGCAAAGUUGGAGUUGGAUGCGUGAUGGAACUUCCCGCGGAGGUUGGGGACAGAAUUAACACGGAACUGGCCAGUUGCAACUUCAUGGUGGACUGCGAGGAAUGUUGGUUUGACGAUGAGCAGAUACGCCCGUCGUAUCAUCUUCGGAUGGACGAACCGUACGACCGGGCUGUGGCUUUCCAUCUCGUUCGACGUGCAGCAAGAGACGAAGGGCUCAAGUUGAAGAUGGUUGCACACACGAUGGCUGGCGAGGCUGAAAAGGAGAUACACCUUGUCACGGGCACCGGCAUGACUAGCAGGGACUUCGCAGACAAGUCUACGCGGCAAGCAAUCUUCAGGAAGUACGACGAAUGCGCCACUGGUAGCUUGGAAAGCGAGGAGCUGGGAAAGGCUUUGGAAGAAUUGGGCUUGGGUGGCGAGGAGCAGGUGGACAUGUGCAUGACGAGGCACGACGACGGCAGCGGGCGAAUCGACGAGUCCGCAUUCCACGAAUUCAUCGAGGAGAGCAUAUUGCAGUCCAAGAGGGGGGAGGGCAGAAGCAAGGCGUUUCUGGCGGAAGAAUCUAACCUGACCAAGCCGUGGAUAGUCCCUCCGGAGGGUCAGUUGCGGCUUGAGUUUGAGUACCAGCGCCUUCACAACCAGGGAUAUCUCACGUCGUUGGAGAGCACGGACGGCUUGUUGGCGAUGCUGUCCGGGAUUGGCGACGGCCUCGCAGACGUGAUGGCGCACGCUCUCAAUUUCGUUUCUCUCAGUAUACACCAGGGAAUGAGGAUGUACAGGACCGUCUGCGCGCACGUGGGGGGAGACAAGUUCAAAGCCCUGGCCAAGGUCAUCCCGAGAAUGGAGUCGCCAAGUGACGCUCGUAUGCUCAAGACUACCGUUCUCAGGGACCUGGACGAAAGGCGCAGGCUGAGGCACGAGCUUGGCCCGGCUUACCGGCCACUCAUGGGGACCCCGAUGGGGCACUACGAACUGGACCUGAGCAAGCCGAUGCACCAGCUUGCUGCUCGGAAGAUCUUAGAAUGCAACAAUAUGGAAAAGCUAGCGCGUCAGACUGGGCAUCUGUCGGUGUUUGACGCAUCUCAGAAGGGGAACUGGAACAAUACUCGGAAUGAAACCGUGAACGGCAAGCCUUACCGCUUGAAGGGUACCAUUUUGGACGCACUGCCCCAGGCGGGCACUCUGGAGAUCGACUAUGUGUCAACAUCGCGUCCACCCUUUAGGAGCGAUCAAGGCGCGCUGGCCGGAAGAACACAUUGCAUGAGUACAACGACGUUCUGCUACAUGCUGAAGAAGGUUGGACUAGGCGAUGAGGAAGCUUGGACUGGUGGAGAUGCGGCCGAUGUCGUGGAUGCCGAAGGAUCACCAGACGCUGGCGACGAAAAGGCCUCUGUUCCCGUUGAACGGGGCCACGUGAUUGAUGAGGCAGUACGAAACUCGCCGCCCCGCCCGCGAACUCGAAAGAUGUUCGAAUACCUGCACUUCCUCAUGACCGGCGAAGGCCAGCCGAUGGGAAACAAGACCAUCCCAACUAGGCCAAGUGCUGUGGACAAAAUAGCGAACGGGGCGGUCUCUAAACAGGUCCUGCCAACAAGACGGCAAUCUGUAUUGCCAGCGCCAGCAAGACGGCAAUCUAUACUGCCGCCACGACCGGAAUCUAUUGUACCCUUAAGACGGAUAUCCACCGUAUCUCCAACAAGAGACUCUACACAAGCGCAUCACGAUGGGCUGAACGAGAGAGUCAUCUCGCGCACGGGGAAGGGGCGUAACGCAACAGGGACCAAAUCGAAUUCGUCGAGAUCGUCAACAGGCCCGUCCUUGACGGGCAUGGAUCUUCAGGCAACCAUCGGAAUCAACACUAUGGCUUGCCGACUGGACGAGCUGAUGGCGGACAAGUGGUUUUCCAUCGAUCAGUGCCGGUUCGUACUGCUGGCGGUGAAAGAAGCCUACGAAGGAGACGACUUCCUUCAGGACGUUCUCGUCGACUUCGUCGUCUCGGUCUACCCGCGCAUUGUCGACGUGUACGACUACAUGACCCUUGUUGGUUGUCUGGAAGACCUUGCGCAAGCCUUUGUUAUUAAGCGGGUGGGUUGGUUGGCAGCCUGGAAUCCAUGUCGGCCUGAAGGAUAUAUGGAGCUCUCGCUAGAUAUACGGGAGGAGCGUCAGGUGGCGAAGAUGCUGAUACACCUGGUGUUCGAUCAGCAAGGCGAGCUCUGGCCAUCAUCGUCAUUUCGGUGGUCAAUAGGGGCAAAGCUGCUCGAGGUUGGUGGGAAAAGCUCUACGCUCUGCCAAGAGGUGGUGGCAGGUGAAUACGGCAGGCCAACAUCAAGUCACAUUGUUUUCGUGGCUAACACGACAUGUCGCAGGUACGACACCCCCAUCCCGGGAUGGAUGUUGCCGGUUCUAUGGAACACAGAAGAGGGGUUGCCCCACAAGGGGGUCCUCACGUGCACGCAUGCUUGCAAAGCUGCCGGUCUCCGGUUCAACUGGAUAUUGCGAACGGCCCUCGCUCAGGUGGUCUCCCUAAGCGAAGCGCCCCCGGUAUCCGCCCUGAUAGUUGGCAGAGCAGAUCACUCUCGAACUACCGGAGGAGAAGGCACCAAAAGUGACCAGAACCUCAUCAUCACCGACGCAACAGAGGGGACAGACCAGAUUGUGGAAGAUGAACCAGAGAAUGUUGGUAUUGCUGGAGGUCGCUUGGAUGACUUGUACGGGAAGUUUGAUAGGGAGUUCGUAGACUCGCUCUGCAAGCAGGCAGGCAGUGAUUUCUUUCUCUAUGGUGCUCACGAGAAAAGCGACUGA